Paramecium sonneborni is the source of this 2313-nucleotide messenger RNA. The record is from the annotation of a GenBank genome assembly. Lineage: Eukaryota; Ciliophora; Oligohymenophorea; Peniculida; Parameciidae.
AUGAAUUAAGAAGAAUAAGAAAUUUAAGAAAAUAAGAUUGAAGAUAAUAGAAAUAAUUAAGAAUUUCAGCAAUUCUGUGAUCAUGUAUAAUAAAUUUAAGAAAAUCUUAAUGAAUACAUUAUAAAAUAAUAAGGAAAUUAAGAGGAAGAAAAUCAAAGACUUCUUUUAUAGCUUUAAGAAAACUUUGAAUUAAUAAAGUUGAAAAUAUCUGCUUUGAGAAGAUCUGAAGGGAUAGAAAACUAAGAAGAAUUAAAAAAAAUGAUUGAUGAGGUGACAAAAAUAGUUUAGUAAACAAAUGAACCAUUAUAAUUAAUUUGUAUAUAUCAAAUUUAAUAUGUAGAGGAUGAAGGGAAUGACUUUGAUGGAUUAGAAUUAGAAUUUACAUAACCAAGAAGAAUUAAGGGUGUGAAAAAUGCUCAAGAAAGAAAAUAAGAAAGAAAAAGAGCUAGAAUAUAAAAAUCAAAAUAGGCUUUUUAAAUUUUUAAGAAAUACAUAAUUGUUUCAUUAAUAGCGUUUUAAAGGUUUAUAAAAGAUCCUGAAAACAUAGCCAAAUUAUUUGUUAUAGCAGUAAGUUGUUUUUUUGUGAGUUCUUUUUUAUAAAUUCCUGAUAUGAGUAAAAGACAUAGCCUAUAUAUAUUGGAAUGGUUAGCCUAUAAUAGAUGUGCUAGAGUAGUAUUAAUUAGUGGAUCAUUUUGUUUUGUAUCAUUAACUUGGUAUAUUAUUUUAUUGAUUUGGAUGGGAUUUAUGGGAUUAAAUGAAACAAAAGGAAAACUAAAUACCCUUAUUCAUGAAUGUAAUCCAAUAUUACAAUUAACAUUAUUAUUUAUGACAGAUAAUGACUUGAUAAAUAAUAAAUUAGAUCUGGCAAUUUGGUUUUGUUACUUAUUUCAAUACUCUACCUAUAGAGUUUAUUACAUUCAUUCAGUAAAUAUUAUUAAAAAGAUAUUAUCAACAUUGACUUCUCAAAAUUUUAAUAGAGUGUAUCAGUUUCAAUAAAUUUAUAUUUUUUCUAUAAUAAUAUUAGUGAUGAAUUUCCUGAUCACAUUUUUUGGUAUUCUAAUGCUCCAUAAAGUUGGUCUUUAUGCUUUGAGCUUAUUAUUCUAUGGAGGAGUUUAAACUUUGAUAGAAUAUUCCAAAUUAAUUUUGGUCUGUAAGAAAUUGCAAUAAAAAUAUACCUAUUUCAUUAACAAUAAUAUAGAGCAAUUAACUGAACCUUAAUUUUAUGAGGAAAUAAUUCCAGAUAUCAUAUAUUAAAUUGUGAAAAUAAUUUAUUGUUCCUAAUUAAUUGUUAAUUACUUUAGAACUAUUAAUUUUCAUAUUUUCUUGCAUCUUUGGUUGUUUUAAAUAUUUUCAGAUUUUUAAAGUAAUAUAAAUUAUAAAAUUUUAGGUUCUUUACAAUCACUUAAAAUGAAUAUAGAUUAAUUAAUAAAAUAUAAAAGAAUCCAGUAACAUCUUGAUUCAUUAUUUCCAAGAGCUAUGGAUGUUCAAGAAGAUGAAAUAUGCAUUAUAUGCCAUGAAGAAUUAAUUCUAGCUAGAACUUUACCAUGUCAACAUAAAUUUCAUUUAAAAUGUUUGUUUGGAUGGUUAAAAGCCCAAUAAUAAUGCCCCAUUUGCCGAGCUGAAGUUCCUAUUGAGUUGGAAUAACCACAACAAAUAUUUAGUAGAAUAUUUAGUUUCAUAACUUAAUUUAGUAUUUCAAACUUCACAUUAUUUUUCUAUAUUAAUAGUGGUAGACAGUAAGACUUUUAAUUAACAGAGUUAGAAGAAUAGGCCUUAUUAGGAUAAUAACUAUUACAAUAAUAAUAAUUACUAUAAUAAUAAUAGUAAAGAGAGCAAGAAUAAAUAUAAUAAGAAAGAUAACAUCUGUAAUAAUAAUAAUAAUAAUUUUAAUAAUAAUAGCAAUAAUAUUUAUAGUAAUAGCAAAUUUUAUUAUAAUAAUAAUAACAGUAGCAAUAACAAUAACAAUCGAUAAAAGAAUAGAAAUAAUUAUUUGAGUAAAAUGAAUUUUCUGAAACAAAAAUAACAUAAAUUUAGGAUAAUAAUGUAGAUAUGUAAGUUACAUUAGAGGAAGUUUAGAAUGGAGUGAAAAAAUAAUAAGAAAAGGAAGAUUAAUUAGGUUAAUAAUUAUAAUAAGAAUAUAAAAAUAAAGAGAAAGAAGAAGAUAAAAAUAAAAAUAAAAAUUAAUUAUAAUAAUAAGAAUAAAAUGAAGUUUUAGAAAUAAAAAAUUAAGAAGUAGAAUAAAUAAAAUAAUAAGAUUAUAAUAAUGAUAAAUAAUAAUUAUAAGAAAUAGAACAUUUUGAUUUUACUGAAUGA